AUGGAGUGCUUAUUAUGUGGUGUAACGUCUAGAUUGGAAGAAAUGAUCCGUUAUAUAUCUUUAUGUGGUCAUGGAUUUCGAGUUGAGCGAGUAGAAGAGGUUGUUUAUACGUUAUUGGGCUAUACUUUGAUUUGGUCGCAAGAAAAGGUAGUUUAUACAAGUGAGAUAAGCGGAUGUGGUGAAGAGGGGGAGAGUUCUUAUCUGAAAGUAAUAUUUCCUGCUGAUAAGAGUAAGUCUAGGAAGUCUUUAACUCGUCGGGUGAUUAGGAAUAAAGUUUGGCAAGCAGAAGGACUUAUUGGUAUUCUUGAGGGAAUUGGCUGUCAAGAUAGACGGGAGAGGAGUUAUACAAGGAAGGUUUAUGGGUUUAAAGGGGCGGAAGUGAUUAUUGUUCAGAAAGAGAAUGAGCAGAUAGUAGUAGUAAGGGCGCAACAGAGUCAGGAUGGUGAGGCUGUUCUAGAAGAGGUCAAAGCUAAGUUAAGUAUUUGGAUAGAUUUAAUCAUUCCUCCAGAGGGUAUCUGGCCAUUACUCUUUUAA
Messenger RNA from Nematocida homosporus, 534 nucleotides. RefSeq lists its product as uncharacterized. Bases 1 to 534 code for a protein of 177 amino acids. The record is from RefSeq and is a predicted model, not a curated record. The transcript has a single exon. NCBI's taxonomy places the organism in Eukaryota, Fungi, Microsporidia.